Molecule: messenger RNA, 3972 nt
Organism: Leishmania major strain Friedlin
Lineage: Eukaryota; Euglenozoa; Kinetoplastea; Trypanosomatida; Trypanosomatidae
Exons: 1
Coding region: 1-3972 (1323 amino acids)
Source: RefSeq, a predicted model, not a curated record
AUGAGCGGCAGUAGAGGCAGCGGCAGCAGCACAUCGCAGCAACGACGAUCAUCAGUGCUUGGACCUGACCCGCGCGACUGCAUCGACUUGUACGACGAUGGCAUUGUGGAAGAAGAGGCCCGUGAGAGCCCGCUGCCCUAUGAUCAGCAGAAGCAGGCGACACAUGCCCUGGCCUACAACCUCGCUGCCCUCGUGAACGCCGGCACUGUAGACCGGUGCCUCAGCGACAGCCGCGGGCAAGUAGACCUGAUCGGCAACAAUGUUGCUGACCACGUCACGAAGAACGCAGUCGACACAUGCGACCGCAUUGGGUCGGCACGCAGCGCUGACCACAGCAACGACGCUGGCGACGACAACGCGAGCUACGAGUUUGAGCAGGAGUACUUCUACUGCCCUACCACCUCGCCUGAGACGGUGGACCCCGGUGCAAGUGGUGAAGGGGCCGCGAGUGUGCUGCGCAGGACAGAGACACCGAGGUGCGCCGUAUGUGACUCGUCCUCGUCCUCCUCCUCCACCCCACGGUGGGUGCUGUCUCUCGCCGAAGAAACCCCCUUCACUCCCUUCGUCCUCUCAGCCACUGGCGUGGCGACGGCGCCGACGCCGCUCCUUCACGUGAGUCCGGCAAUAAGGGCAACAACAACGGCGGUUGCUGCGGCAACGGAGGAGCAACUGAAACAAGGGCACCUCGGGACAAGCACCGGAGCGCAGCAGCAGAUAAGGAUACCAACACAGCGUCUAUCAGUCCACAAGCUGGUGGCAGCGGUACUCUCCUCUACCUCCUCUACGUGCACCGGAGAUGCAUCGGGCACAGCAUCACCAGUAUUAGCAGCGGCACCCACACCAAUGGCCAGCGCCGCAGACGAGGCGGAGGACAUAUCAGAAAGCCGGCCGGAGGAGCCCCUCCCUCGCCGACCACCUGGCUGCGACGAGGGGACGCUGGUGGAGCGAGAGCGGCUGCGCCAACGUAUACGAGACACACGCGCUAGGCUUACGCAUGUCGAUCAACUCAUAGCCCGCUUCGACAUCGUCUUGGCAGCACGUCAAGCGGAAUUGGAGAGGCUCCGUGAGAAGCAGGCGGUGAUAGCGCAACAAGCUGAGAGCUACAAGUCACGAGCGGCCACUACCACCAGAGAGGUGCGUCGUUUGCGCGAACGGCAGCACGGCCAGGACGAGGUGCGCCUGCUGUGCAACAUGAUGGCGGAUACAAAGAAUCGCCUGCACGUCGCGCAGAGCCAACUCUCGUCGCUCCGAAACCUGUGGAAGCAGCUACAGUUGCUGCACACCGCGGCAGCAGGGACGGCAGAGGGUGACGCGGAAGAAGGCGCUGACCAUGUACGGUGCGCAACAGCCAAUGGCGCUACAGGUGGCGGCAGCGCAGAGGGCCCACGAGAAAAGGAGAGCACAUCGUCAUCCCCAGCCAGCUCCGUCGCCUCCCUCGACACGUGCAAUGCCAUCAGCGACUUUCUCGAGGAACUGCUCGGCGAGGUCGAAGGUCUCGCGAAGGUGUGUAUUCAGCUGCCUUCCGCCCCACCAGCCGCGGCGUUGUCGAGCUGCAACAGCAUGCGCCGCAUAGCGAUCAAGCAUCUCAGUGGCGCUGCAGAUCAAGGGCUGCAGCGCGCCCAACCAUCACAGUCUCGACCCACCUACACCACGCUGAACCGCAGCCUCAACAACGGAAACAACGGCUUCUUCAGUUUCUUUGGCGGGGCCACGGAGGCACAUCUGGACUCGAAACCGCUCUCGACGUUCUUGGCCAAUCUAGACCGCCUCGCGCGAACGUCGUGGGAGCGGGAAGAGGAGCUGCAGCUACGCGCACGGGAGCUGGCAACCGAAGCGGAAGAGGAUUCCCUCAAAGCCCGUCUUGCCCUAGAGUACGGCGUCAAGCCGCAGCAGCCUCAGCUUCCGCAGCACCUGAGCGGCAGCAGUGGCGGCGCUGGCGAAAGAAUGGGCGCGCUGUUCCCCUUGUCGCCGGUUGCGCUGUCGUCGGAGAGGGAGGAGGAGCACCUCAGCAACGGAGGGGCGAACGGGACACCGGCCCUCACCUCUCCAAUCGGCCUGCUCACCCCGCCAAACGACGCCGUCGCGGCGUCCACGGACUGCGCCACGCGUCAGAUUUCCCUGUCCUCACCGGAGCACGGCCGGCGCAGCCGCGGCAGCAGCAUUGGCCCCCGCACGUCAAACGGCAUCGCCCCCCUCCCCUCCUCCGCCUCCUCUUCGCUUCUGCACCACCGCGUGACCCCAGCACCGUUUCUGCUGCCGACGCUGGUGUAUGCCUACCCCCGCGUGGCAGCUGUGAGCCAGCACCUUGACGCUGAGCAACAGCAGAUCCAAGCAGACUACGCCGCCGUCAUCGAGGCAGAGCGGCAGGGCAGGCGACAACUCACCAUGCAGCUGCGUGACACCUACCGGCAGCACGUAGCCCCGGUGUUGCGUCGCGCCAUCGAUGCCUUGCGGCGACAUCAGACGUCACUUGUGAGGCAGCUCGCCGAGCUCGGGGUCAAGGCUGUCACCAUUCAGUGGGAGGAGGAGGAGGAGUCGGAGGAGGUCAACGACGCGGCACUGCUGCGCGCGAUAGACAGUGCCACGGCGGCUGGCCAGAAGCCACUGCGGGGAAUUCAGCGGCGCCGCGCCACAAGUGGUCGCAGCCGCAGCCGUGCCAGUGUGAGAGUAUCAGCACGCGAGAAGGAGGAGGACAGCUACGGCAAUGCCCCAGACAGCCAGUGCACGUCGCUAGCGCGGUCGGAGUAUGGUGGACUGCAGAGUGGGGCAGCUGCGACACCGCCGCCAUGCCGUGUAUAUCGACGUACACUGAGAAUCACGUGCGCUGCAACGUGCAAGCGAGGCAGCAUAGGAAGAGAGGAUGCGGCGGCGAUGCCUGUGUCGUCGCCGCCGCUGUCGGGCCGACACCCUCACCAGACCACCAUGCGUCAACGCCCCAGUAGCACGAGGCCAAGCGCUGGUCACGGCUGCCUAAGCGCGCGGUCGGCGUGCAAGCGUCCCUCAUCGGCCUCCUGCCCUUCCGAGACGGCUGCAGAGCCGAACAUCACGACGCCCUUGGCCGACUCGCUGGCGGGAACCGCGUCCAAGGCGUGCGCCGCGCUGCAGCUCUGCACGCAUUCCCCCACCAAAGCCCUCUAUCCCGACCGCAGAAACGCCCACGCCGCGGCGGAAGAGACACAGGGCUGCGCCAGAGCUGCGGCGGUCAGCACCGCCGUCACACCCAUCGCCACGUUACCGUUCCGUCGCAGUGGCGGCACGCCCCGUGUCUCUGGCGCAACCGCCGAAUCGGCGAUGACGCGAGCUUCCACUGCAGUCGGCAGUCGGCGGAACAGCCGAGGCUGCGCCAGUGCAGUGAUGCCGCCAUCACCGCGUCAGAGCUGCGGGUGUGCCGCCUCACCGACCUUCUCGGCAGCGAGCCGGCAGCACCGUUGCAACGGCGGCCCCAGGCCUCGUGCUGUGUCGGCGCGAUUCGGUCGAUCCGCAGCGCCCUGCUCUUCCUCGCAGCGCCCUGUCGUCGAAGACGUCCGCGAGUUGGCGGCGGCGGCCGACAGUGCGUUUUCUGCCGCGACGCGCGUGACCAUGUCGACCUCAACGGCGGCCAAUGUCUGGAGCCCCUUCCAGCCCACGGGCCAAGCUCUCGCUGACGGUGCUGUUCGCGUGACUCUCACCUUCACAGGUGAAGAGGCGCGCCGCCGCCAAGCAGCCCAAGCGCGGCAGGAGGCGCAUCAGCGGAAGUUCUGGGGGCUUCGCGAGGAGCUUGCCCGCAUUGACGAAGACACCUUUCAGCUUCGCACUCGCUAUACGGAGUUGCAGAGCACUCAGCAGAGCAUCGAAGCGGAGCAUCGCACCAAACUCGCGGAGGCAGAAGCGAAGAUGAAGAAGUACCGCGCCUUCUACGAAUCACUCCGACGGGAAAACAAGGAGUGGCAGAGCAUCCGCGGCGAACUGGAGCGGGUGAUCCGCGGCGAAUAG